Messenger RNA from Amphibalanus amphitrite, 3119 nucleotides. RefSeq names its product longitudinals lacking protein-like. Lineage: Eukaryota; Metazoa; Arthropoda; Thecostraca; Balanomorpha; Balanidae. The coding region runs from base 424 to 2106 and encodes 560 amino acids. The record is from RefSeq and is a predicted model, not a curated record. Gene Ontology annotation, molecular function: protein binding. Gene Ontology annotation, cellular component: nucleus. Gene Ontology annotation, biological process: regulation of transcription by RNA polymerase II. The transcript is spliced from 6 exons.
GCAGUAGCAAAGUUAUGCUUCGGUGAGAUCGUGCUUUGAUAUUUGAUCUGGAGUCUGGACUCUGGAGCGCACUGCGCAAUGCAUCGCAGCAUCUGCCGCCUCGCUGGUUUCCUGUUUCUCACGGCAGUGGGCCCGGGGCCGAUUAAUAAUUUCACUGCGGUGUUCCUUUACGGCGACGCUCUCUUGAACGACGCCAUUUUGAAUCCCGUUAUGUUGUGAAGUUGUGUUUUGCGGCUUGGGGCUUUUCGCUGCCGUUCUGUGAAUGGUGGCUGGUAGUUUUAUUAGAACCGACAAAAUUUGCGAAAUAAUCGUCUUUCAUCGCCUACUUUGCUCAAGAUUUUCGAUAAGUUGACUGGUUUUGCGUGCUAGAGGAGUGACGCCGAGGACGUCGCUUUCGGUCAAGUCCCUCGCUUGGUAAUCACGAUGGCUCUGGACGGGCAGAAGUUCUGUCUCAAGUGGGACGGAUUCCAGAGUAGCGUGACGUCGCUGUUCGACAACCUCAGGCAGGUAGAGGAGCUGGUGGACAUCACGCUCUGCUGCGAGGGCCACCAGGUGCGCGCGCACAGGAUGAUGCUGUCCGUCUGCAGCCCGUACUUCAGGGAUCUGCUGAAGAACAAUCCGUGCCAGCAGAUGGUGUUCUUCCUCAAAGACACCACGGCGGCCGACCUUAACGCGGUCAUCGAGUUCAUAUACAAGGGGAGCGUGAACGUGUCGCAGAGCCAGCUGGCCAGCUUCAUCAAGACGGCGGAGAUGCUGCAGAUCCGGGGACUGAGCGGCGAGGAGGAUAAGGCGGCGCCGCCUCCGUCACCACGCCGCACCCCCGCCGCCCCUGCCGCCGCUACGCCACCACACAAACGCCGGCGUAUCUCGGGUUCGGACACCAUCCCGCGCCGCUCGCCAGCUUCACCAUCUCAACGACCACGGACACCAACCCCGCCACCUGGUGGACAACCGCUACCACCACCACCACCACCACCUCAACCGGCCCUACAAGAUCUCACGCUUGAGCAGACACAACACAUGGAUCACCAACCUCCACCGCCGCCUCAACACUCUACACACGCUCCGACGCCAGUGGCAGAGUCGGUUAAAGUCGAGAAGAUUGAUCUCACUGAAGAUGAAGAAGAGGCGAGUCUCGACUCGACGCUAUGCCAUGUCGCGGAGUAUGAAGGUGGUUAUGAUGGGUCGAACUCUGGAAUGGAACAGAUGCCCAUGCUGUCGGCUGACGCGUUAGGAGGAUUGCCACCGCUGGGCGCCGGGCCGUCUCAGCCGGCCCGCCCCCAUGGUCUACCCCACACCCCGGGCGGAGCCCAACCAGAGGACGGAUCAGGAGCAGGCGUUCUGGCCUUCUCUUGCAGCCUGUGCGACAAGCGCUACAGCUCCUCCUCCUCCCUGGCCAUGCACAUGAAGAAGCACAUGGGCGAGACGGGCUGCUACAUGUGUGGACGGGUCUUCAGCAUGAAGCAUCAUCUGAAGAGGCAUCUGAGAAAUGUGCAUGCCGUGCCAGCGGAGAGUCUGGCUCCGGGCGCUUCAGCGCCGAGUAGUUUGGCGUCAGGAUUCCCGAUGUCUAGUGGCUUAGGGACUGGUUUUCCGGCUUCAAGCAGUCCUGUAACAGGUUUUCCAGCGUUGAGCGUCACGCCAGGCUUAAAGAUAUCAAGCGAAGUUACGCUAAGCGCUCUAACGGCAAGCUCUCCAGCGGUUGGAGGUUUUUCGUCCGGUGCUUCAAAGUCAGGUGUAACAUCGGGCACUCAAGCGCUCGGCAGUGUGUGGUUUGGGAAUCUAGCUUCUGGUUCUCUGGCGUUUGGAAGUCAGUCUUCUAGUACCUAUGGCGGUAUGGGGUCCAGAACUCCCCCUUCAACUACUCAUAUUGCGCGCACUUUGGGGUCUGGGAGACCUUUGGGUACACUCAUUCCCCGCACCGUGGAUUCUGAAACUCAUUCUAUGGGCACUCCUCGUACUCUGGCGUCUGGUUCUGUUUCGCCGGGAAUUCCGACGCCUGAGGUGCUGACAUUAGGAACCUUGCGAGUAUGGCAUCAAGUAGCUGGCGAUGCUAGCGUAGAGGAUAAAGAAGAGUCUUCGGGGGAAGGACGUGAGGAACAGGCUUGAGGAGGAUGAAGUGGCUCUGUGUCUGAAGGGAAAUGGUGCCAAUCAAUGAGGACCCACAUGCGAAGGUGGCGUCAUGGAGAAAGAAUGGAACGACUACGUUUUUUUAUGGCAACGGACUUAGAAGGCAUUGAGACCCCUGAGUCGAGUGGUGUAGAUGAGUUGGUCGGAAUGGAUAGACUAAGUAGUGUUGCAGAUAUUCGGACACAUGUAUUCCUAGAACCCGUAUCUACCAUUUGAUGCAUGACGCGUGUAGGAUACGCACAGUGACAAUGCGUCAAAAGCCAGCCACUUGUCGUCAAGUGGUCUGGGUUGUUUUCAAAGCGCAUAUUUGCCUCUGAUGUCUUUUUCCGCCUUUCACUUUGUUGGAUAUUAUGUGAACCACUGGGCAAUGUAUGGAAUCGAUGUUUUUAUGCUGAAAAUUGUAGGUAUACUCGAUCGAGUGAGACAUUUAGAAGCUGGCUGUGGUGUUUCACUCGAUCUGUAUUAUCCUCAUAGAUUGGCUGCUCGGAUAAGUGAUAGUGAUGCCACUAGCUUGACAUUUCUGUCAUUGCUGUUUUACUCCUGGAAAAGGCGUCUCGUUGAAUGGGAGCAUUCUAUUGUAUCACUUGUCAUCAGUGUCGUGUUUGUAUGUUUGUCAUUGCAUUGUCUCACACCGUCAGAGAUCAUGUUGACGCCGAUUCUGUGUGUAGCUCACGUAGCUGAUUAUUUAGUCUAAAACGUGACUGGAUGUGUGUCGAUGCUUGGUGUGUGCCACCGGUCGCGGCACUGAUGUCAGGCUUUGAUUGGGCAUUUCAUUGAUAUUCCUGUUCCUACCCGUAUACCCACUUUCCCAUGUUCUGCUUCGAUGUCAGAGAGAUGCCUAGAAUUUGUUAUCCGCCCAAUACACAAUGUAGCUCCGAUCUCUUUGGCUCGUAGAUUUGUGCGCGGCUUAUGAACGUCGCCUUAAAGUUGUUUACCUUCUCGUUUCAAGGAAUUGUGCUAGUGUUACUGUAAAUAAAUAUGGUCAAAAUUGG